CAGGAGGUCGCCAUAUUUCUGUACGGCCCUGGGGCGGCCCCGGCAGUGCUCGGGUCGGGAGAGGUGCUGACAGGGCGGGGCCGCCGCUCGCCGCCGCCGGCCUCACCCCUCCCGCCGGGGACAGGUGGCUGGAGCGCGCCCCGCCUCCGCCAGCUGCGGGUGGGAGCGAGGGAGGGCCAGUCCCGGACGGCCACCGCCUGCUGCGAGCGGGAGUGAGCGAGGGCUGGUCCGGGACGGCCGGGCGAGGAGUCCGCCGGCAGCAAGCGAGUAUCGUGGCGGCCAAAAAAAUGCUCCUGUACCGAGGGGCCCCCGCGGGCCCUGGCGCUCCUGGCGGCGGGCUGACUCGGCCGGGUAGCGGCCCGCAGGCCUUCGGGAUCCGCCUGAGCACGAUGAGCCCCCGCUACCUACAGAGCAACUCCAGCAGCCACACGCGACCCUUCAGUGCCAUCGCGGAGCUGCUAGAUAAUGCUGUAGAUCCAGAUGUAUCCGCCAGGACGGUGUUUAUAGAUGUUGAGGAGGUCAAGAAUAAAUCUUGUUUGACCUUUACUGAUGAUGGAUGUGGUAUGACACCUCAUAAACUACACCGAAUGCUGAGCUUUGGUUUUACAGAUAAAGUAAUAAAGAAGAGCCAGUGUCCCAUCGGGGUCUUUGGUAAUGGGUUCAAGUCUGGCUCGAUGCGGCUCGGAAAGGACGCUCUUGUCUUCACCAAGAAUGGGGGUACCCUGACUGUUGGACUCCUAUCACAGACCUACCUGGAAUGUGUCCAGGCCCAGGCAGUUAUUGUACCAAUUGUUCCAUUCAACCAGCAAAACAAAAAAAUGAUUAUUACUGAGGAUUCCUUGCCCAGCCUAGAAGCCAUCUUGAAUUAUUCAAUCUUCAACAGUGAAAAUGACCUGUUGGCCCAGUUUGAUGCCAUCCCAGGCAAAAAAGGCACCCGUGUUCUCAUUUGGAACAUCCGCAGAAAUAAAGAUGGAAAGUCUGAGUUGGACUUUGAUACAGAUCAGUAUGACAUCCUGGUAUCAGACUUUGACACAGAAGAGAAAGAGACUGGUGAUGUUACCUCUGAGCUGCCAGAAACAGAGUAUUCUUUACGGGCGUUUUGUGGUAUUCUAUAUAUGAAGCCACGAAUGAAAAUUUUUCUGCGUCAAAAGAAGGUGACCACACAGAUGAUUGCCAAGAGCCUGGCCAAUGUAGGAUAUGAUCUAUAUAAGCCUACCUUCACAAAUAAGCAGGUGAGAAUCACGUUUGGGUUCUCCUGCAAGAAUAGCAACCAGUUUGGAGUAAUGAUGUAUCAUAACAACAGACUCAUAAAGUCCUUUGAGAAGGUGGGAUGCCAGGUGAAGCCAACUCGUGGAGAAGGUGUAGGAGUAAUUGGAGUCAUUGAGUGCAAUUUCCUAAAACCUGCCUACAACAAACAAGACUUUGAGUACACCAAGGAGUAUCGGUUGACAAUAAAUGCCCUUGCUCAGAAGCUCAAUGCAUAUUGGAAGGAAAAGACUUCUCAAGAGAAUUUUGAGACCUCAGUUAUAGCUAGGCCAAUACCGAAGAUUCCUGACCAGACGUGGGUACAGUGUGAUGAGUGUCUUAAAUGGAGGAAGCUUCCUGGCAAGGUGGAUCCAUCCACACUACCUGCAAGAUGGUUUUGUUAUUAUAAUACCCAUCCAAAAUACAGGAGAUGCUCUGUUCCAGAGGAACAAGAACUCAUUGACGAAGACCUGUACUUGAGCAAAGCUAAAAAGCAAGAUCAAACCGUCGAGAAGAAGAAGAUGCCUUUGGAGAAUGAAAGCCAGCAGGUAUUCACCGAUCCACCGAAGAUCCCUCCUAUUCAAGAUAUGACUGGCUUGAAUGACAAGACAACUGGAUGUGAAAUAAUUGACAGCCCUAGCCUACUUCCAUCUGUUGGCGAAGAAAGCAGAUCACCUUCUCUUCAACUCAAGUCUCUGGAUUCCAGUGCUUUUCAGUUUUCCAGUAAGUACAAAUGGAUACUAGGCGAGGAGCCUGUGGAGAAACGAAGAAGGCUCCAGAAUGAGACAACAACACCUCCUCUGGAUUAUUCCAUGCCUGGCUCUUACAGGAGGGUGGAGGCAGCUGUUGCCUACCCAGAAGGCGAGAACACCCAUGAUAAGUCCAGUUCUGAGAGAAGUACACCACCAUGCCUUUAUCCAGAAUACCCAGAAGCAAGCAAGAAUACAGGCCAGAGUAGGGAUGUUUCAGUUCUGUUUCCAGGAGCCCAAGACCAACGUCAGGGGUCCCUGCUUCCUGAAGAAUUAGAUCAGAUGCCAAGACUGGUAGCAGAAGAAUCUAACCGAGGUAGCACAAACCUGAACAAAGAAGAAGUGAACAAGGGACCUUUUGUAGCUGUUGUCGGUGUUGCCAAAGGUGUUAGAGAUUCAGGGGCUCCCAUUCAGUUGAUCCCUUUUAACAGAGAGGAGCUUGCUGAGAGAAGAAAAGCAGCUGAGUCCUGGAACCCAGUGCCUUACUCUUCUUUGACCUCGGCUGCGAUUCCUGCUGCAGCCACCGGGGAGAAAGGAAGAGGCUAUGAGGAGAGUGGAGGUUGUCAUACGCCAAAGAUGAAGAACCAAAGAGAGCUGGAAGAGUUGAAGAGAACCACAGAAAAACUGGAACGUGUUUUGGCCGAAAGGAAUUUGUUCCAGCAAAAGGUGGAGGAGCUGGAACAGGAGAGAAACCACUGGCAUUCUGAAUUCAAGAAAGUUCAACAUGAGUUGGUGACCUACAGCACCCAGGAGUCCGAAGGCUUGUACUGGAGCAAGAAACACAUGGGUUAUCGUCAAGCUGAGUUCCAGAUUCUGAAAGCUGAACUGGAAAGAACCAAAGAGGAAAAACAAGAAUUAAAAGAGAAACUGAAGGAGACAGAGACACACCUGGAAGUGUUGCAGAAGGCUCAGGUCUCCUACCGGACCCCAGAGGGAGAUGACCUGGACAGGGCUUUGGCAAAGCUUACGCGGCUGCGUAUCCACGUCAGCUAUCUCCUUACUUCUGUCCUCCCUCACUUGGAGCUUCGUGAGAUCGGGUAUGACUCAGAACAAGUGGAUGGGAUCCUGUACACAGUGCUGGAGGCAAAUCACAUACUGGAUUGAGCACCAGACUCUCUCUCUCUCUCUCUCUCUCUCUCUCUCUCUCCUCUACUCAUUUCAGUCUGUAUACUCUAUAUACUCUUCUAUCUUCUCUACCCUUCCUUUCUUCUCUUCUCCUUUCCCUCUCUCCCCGAUGCCUCUGUCUUUCUCUCUCUAUCACUUGUAUGCCUUAUGUAGAGAAUCUUUGAGUAAAUCCUGACUCUUAAUCAAUCUGCUUCUUACUCAGUUUUGGUGUGGAGAAAGAUGCCAAUUAAGUAGGAUUUCAAGAGUCAAGAAACAGAAAAGCAAGUCACCAAGCUAGGUGACAUGAAAGAUUUACUAUUCAUGACCCAGAUACUCAGCCUAUUUAAUAUUCUUUCUGAAAUAGUUUGUAUUUUUUUAGGUUAAAUCAGUUGGCAAAUACUGGGUCCAAUGUACCAGGUGUUUGGGGAUAAGCUGAGAAAUAGAAGUCAUGGUUUCAACCUGCAAGGAUCUAAUAAUCUAGUUGGAGACACCAGACAUAUACCAGGUUGCCUAACUAUACACAGAAGUAUUUGAUGUCUUCAAGUGAGAGGUACAAACCUGACAUAGAAGAGUUGGGUGGGGGGUGGGAUGGAGAUCUGAAGGAGGAAGUUCAAGGCAGGUAUCACACCAGAAAUGGGACCUACACUAAGAUUUAAAGAAGGAGCAUGACCACACUGCUGAUGAACAGUGGUUCUUUAGGUUGUAGGACUAUGGUUGAUUUUUUUUCUUCUUCCUAUCUUCCUGCCUUUUUCAAAUUUUCUAUAAUAAACUUGUUAUUCUUCCUGGAAAAAAAUAAAUUCUUUAAAAAAAAGAGCAAGUAAGCUUGAAUUUGGAUAUCAAAUGAGAGACUGUGAAAUUAUGAUAUUAUAAUUUAUGUUAAAUUUAGCAUUACCUCUGGAAGAACAAUAUAAAUGCACAAAAAUCACAAGAUGUGAAACAAGUGUCUCUGUUAGAAGUGAUGGGUUAAAAAAACGAUGGGUCAAUGUAAAUUUUGAAAAAACCCUCGAAUAUAUCAUCAAGUUGUGGACUUGUAGGUAGUGGGGGAAGUAUUUUCGAGCAGGGAGAUUUCCUGGUGCCCCUCAAAAUUACACCUGCCUGCUCUUCAGGCUAAGGUAGGAUGAGGGGUAGUCCUCAUAGUACCAGAAAUAAUAAAACUCAUACUCUUUUGUAAAAGGAUGCAUUGUAUUAAUUAAUGGCUUUAUUGUAUUUAUAAAGCACACACUCUGAAAGAGUUCAAGGUACUCUUCAGAAGAUGUUGAACAAUGAACACAUAAAAUAAAUCAACAGUGAAAAAUAGGAUGUAGAGGAGAAACAAUCAAAGGAACUUGGGAUCAAACAGUGAAAAAAGAUUAGCUAAUCUAAAGGAAAUGUUUUGGAUUUUUAUUCUAUUUCGCCUGUGCAGAGUUACUUCAGAAAACUCUUUGCAAGCGAUUUUUGCCUCCUUUGAAAGGAGGCCCGUGGUAGAUAUUCCAGUGAGACUGCAGGAAACCAGCGGAAGCCAUCACCAGGCUUCAGCCCUAGAAUCAGUGUUUAAAGAUCUCCUCUGCCCCUUUGGAUUACCAAAGUCAAGGCCCCAGUUGUCUAAAUAUGACUGAAGGGAGAGCAGCACAUUCAAUCUUUCUUGCAGUGAUACUGUUCUUGACGUGGAGGCUGGAAAGGGAUGGGGUUUUGCACAGAUCUAGAUAAUAUGGAUAGGAGUCUGAUGGAUAAAGAAAAAACAGCAUUGAAGAAUCAAGCUCUGUUAUUUGCUGGGUGAGCAAGGGGACGAAGAAGGAAGGAAGGUUGGCAAUUGGGCUUUCAAAGGGAAAAAAUAGGUGAGAAAGUUCUAACUCAUCUUUUACUAGUGCUUUCUCUCAGCCCAUCCACUGGGCCAUGGUUCUGACUCCACACUGCUUAUCCAGCCAGUUACCCCAUGAGUCCAUUCACUUCAAUAGCAGAGCAGCUUCUUUGUCGCUUACUUAUUAAGAAACUGUUCCAGCCUGGGAUCCCUUUAACUACUGAUUGAGUGUCACUGUGGAGAGGUUGGGGAGUGCUCUCCCAGCCUUUCCAGAGUUUAUGGUCUAGUGUGAAGGCAAAAGGCGUUGAAGGAAAAAGUGGGUGCCUCCUCCUGGCUUUCCUGAUGGGUUAGCAUAUCUUUUCGAAUCUCUAAUGAUUGGCCUUUAACUUUCCAUUUCCAUGGUCAGCAGAGGUCCUUAUUAUUUCAUGCCUUGAUAAUUGAAACAGAUUCACUGGCCUUGUUUGCUUCCUCUUCCCAUUCCUCAGCCUACCCUACACAAUAUUAUUAAAUUGCUUUUAGAAACUU
Messenger RNA from Oryctolagus cuniculus (rabbit), 5400 nucleotides. NCBI's taxonomy places the organism in Eukaryota, Metazoa, Chordata, Mammalia, Lagomorpha, Leporidae. The record is from RefSeq and is a predicted model, not a curated record.